AUGAAAAGAAGCAACGAUGUCAAACCCAACAAGAUAAACAAAGACGACUUGCUCAACAGAGAUGUUUUCGGCAGAAGCAUCCUCCACAUCACCAUUCUUGUGAACGACACCGAUGCCUUUGGCUCGUUGGUAAAGAAUGCCAACUUCAAAACCGUUUUAACCUUGCUCGAUUACGAAAAUGGAUGGAACUGUAUGCACUAUAUAAUUUUCUACAGGAGGAUCCGCUGCUUUGCCAUCUUGAUGCAGUAUCUUCAAAAUGCCAGUUUGCAAGGCGUGUUUUCCCCAAAUGGCGUUUUCAUCGAGUUGUUGAAGUGUAAGGAUCGAGCUGGCAUCACUCCAAUGCAGUUGAUUCAAAUUAAGCACUUUCCAUCUUUGUAUAUUGGUAUUGAUGAUGAGUUGCAUGCUAGAGCCGGAAAACAUGGGAAAAAAGUUUAUGAGGAUCAUGAAGAUGCUCGUGAAAAUGAACAAGACGAAUUCCAUCUGACUGAAAAAGGCAUUACUAAACUGGCUGCUGGCGCUGGAACUUCGGAAAUGUAUGUAUUUGGAAGCAACACCAAUGACCAGUUUGGCUUUGGUGAUGCAAAGAAUCGAACGGCACCAUCAAGAAUUCCCCAUGACGCGUUCAUGCACCAGUUGGGCGCCGAUGCGCCUUUGCACAAGGCAUUGCAAAAACCCACUUACAAAGACAUUUGGAUCACCAAACACCAUGCAGUGGUUUUAACGGCAACGGGCGAAUUAUAUUCAUGUGGCUUGGGUUCAAGAGGUCGUCUCGGCCACGGUGAUGAAAAAAAUUGCCGUUUUUUCACAAGAUUGGAAUUUUUUGACCCUUUGGAGCCAACUCGAGUGGAAAAAGUGGCUCUAUCGAAUAAUCACGCAGUGGCUUUGACUGCAUCAAACGAAGUCUUUGCUUGGGGCUCCAACAGCUUCAAUCAAUUGGGUGUAAAUUCAUUGAAAAAAUCAACGAAAAAAAGCUACUUGGAUGAGUUUAUUUCAUCACCUGUGUUGGUUGGAGGAGAGAUUAGAAAGCAAAACCAGAAGAUACUUGGCGUUUGUGCGUCAAAGAUCCACUCUGUGGCAUGGUCAAAGAACCUGCUAUAUUUCUGGGGAUUGAAUGUUGGCCAAAUGGGAUUGGCGUGUCUUGCAGGAGAUAUCGAGGUCAAGUUGAAUGACCAAUCUUGGAAAGGAGAAAUCCAGUCGAGUUCGAAAAUGGUGAGCUUGAGAGAUGAGAUCAAAUUUGUAAGCACCUGCGAGCUUUGCACUUGCGUUGUGACCCAGAUGAAUGAUAUUCAUGUCUACUACAACUACCAGCAUUAUAAACUUCCCAAAGUGAAAGCUUUUAAAGAUCUGCACUUUGACCUAUUCAAGCCUCGCAGGCUUACAGCGGCUACCACGAUCAACAAGAUUGUAACCCGUGGUCCUGAAAAUACAAUGAUUCUUGUUGGAGACGGCUCGAUAUUGAGCUUUCUGGUCAACUUGGCCGAUGUGAAAAGUACCAAGUACUCAACGAUUUGGAAACCGCACACGUUGGAAAUGAAAGCAAUCGAUUUUGAUUUGGCCAAUGACUCGUCCAUAGUUUUAUGCACGCGAAAUGGAUCUGUGCUUUUGAAAUCGCUGUCGAGCCAGCACAAGAACUCCUUGAGUGGUGUGACAUUGCCUAUCCCAGUGAGUAAGAACAAGUUUAAGAAGAUUGAGAGCUUGAACCAUAUUGUGAAAGUCAAGUGUGAUCUGAGGUUUGCCUCGUUUGCAUUUAUUCGACGCGACGUGAAAAUCUUGCCUUGCGAGAUUUGGAGGGAUGAUUUUGCACAAGAUUUGAAACUGUUAUCACCAGCAUUUGAGGUACAGGUGCCAGAAAUGGAAAAUGGGCAACUGCAGCAGUUGCUGAGAAAUCCGGUUGACAGGACGGCCAUUGGCGGAUUCCUUGAGAAUAAAAGCUUGGAACCAGUACAAAAAACUUGUGCCUCCCAGGAGAUUGCAUUAUGGGAUAACGACGCUUUCGAUUAUUCCAACAGAGGCUUUGACGCACACGUGGUCACAAACAAGGGGGUACGAAUUGGCUUUCACGUUGAUAUAUUCAAGCUGGCAUCCAAAGUGUUUGACCAGUUGAUUUCUGGAGACGAUGAUUUAGUUGUGGGAAAUUCUUUUGAAGCCAAAUGGGACAAGGAAAAGUCUGAGUUGCUUGUGAAAUCCGACUUGAAAGUAAAAGCCCUUUUAUGGUUUAUCCACUCGAUGUACGACUCCUCAUUCACCGUGCAAAGAUUGCCUGGAGAGAAACAAGUGUACGAAGAAUACUCGAAUAUCUGCGCAGUUUUCCCCUUGCACCAAAGGCAAAGAGAUCUUGCUGGAUUAUUGGAUGAAGGAGAUGUGCUAUUCAAGUUGAAGGAUGGAUCCAUGCGAGGGCACUCGUACAUCUUGGCGUCGAGAUCGGCAUUUUUUGAGACAAUUUUAUCUGAGAGAUGGAAUAGUAAAGGUAAACCACCUCCCUUGGAUUUCAGUGGAUUGGCAAAGAAGCAAAUGACUACAAUUCUAGCGCACUUGUAUGGGGUCGACAGCAGCGAAAUUAUCAAUACUUAUGAUUUCGAGUUUGACAGUGGUGCUGUGAAUGACGCUGAAGUUAUCAACCAGCUUUUGGAAAUGAUUGAGAUUGCAGACGAAUUGUUGUUGUUCAAUUUAAAAGCCAUUUUUGAGCUUGUUCUUUGUGAUGUUAUCAAUUUGGACAAUGUCUUGGUAUUGCUCAUCCAUGCUGAUAACCUAUCUGCCAAAAAAUUAUUCAAAAACUGUUGUUGGUACAUUUACGCCAACUUGGAUGUUCUUUUAUAUGACCCGACCUUGUGUGAAUUGUCGCUGUCGGUUCUUUCAAAGCUUGAGUUGCUGGGCAAGAUUCUUGACGAGCUCGAGUUUUACCGAGCUGAACAAGCUGAGGAUGAAGUAAACCUGGAGAAGGAGCAACUGCAAGGAGGGGAAAAGAGCUCGAUUUGUGGUGGUGAUGGCAAGAACGAUGUAUCACCAGUGAUAAAAGUGUCUGAGUUUGUUGAAAACUUGCAACACUUUAAUGAGACUUUUAUGAGUGAUCGGAAAGGAUAUUCAUCUUUUGAGCCGUUGGUCGAUAGCAGGCUUGAGGUGAAGAUUAAAGAUUUAAGUAAGAGGAGGAAAUCAAGGAAAAGCUCCACAACGGCUAGUUCAGAGGUGAAAGAGUUUAGAGAAAGCUUACGCAGAGGCAGUGUAAAUGGCAGUGGCAAUGGAAAUGGAAAUGAAAAUGGCAAUGGCAAUGGAAAUGGAAAUGGCAAUGGCAAUGGAAAUAGCAAUGGAAAUGCAAGUGCAAGUGCAGGUGCAUUGGAAAAGUUCAAGCUGAGCGAAUCAAUUCCAGAUGACCCAUUUGGUGAGGGUUUGUCUCUUCUUGCAAGAGAGAAGGAUGCGAAAUCCGUUGCUUUCAAUUUAGAUUCCACCAAAAGGGCCCCGGUAACUGAACCUUCAAGUCUAGUGACAACUUGGGGUGCUUCUACUGAUGUCGUUUUGGAUGAAAAUAAGCGACCCAAACCAAAGAAAAUUGGUCCACACAUCAAGCUCUCGCAAAAGGAGAGGAAGAAACUUGCCGCAGCUGCAGCUGCAGCUGCAUCGGCAGCAGCUUCUCUUGAGAAGGACAACAAAAUUAAAGAACCAAACGCUAAACCAAACAUUGCACCUUGGGCCAGUAUUAGCACUACUACUACUAGUGUUAGUGCUGCGGCAGCUAAUGAUGAAGGAAACUCAAAAUUCCCCACGCUUGGAGCAAACUUUGUUAAGAGAAGAGAUGCUACUCCAACUUCGUCGAGAUGCACAACUCCAAUUGACUCAUUGGGUAAUGGUGGUAAUGGUAAUUUCCUUCCACAAAAUUCAUCUAGCUCGUCAUCGUUAUCCAGUGUAUAUUCCACGCCAUCAUUGGCCGAGUUGUAUACCAGGAAUGACGCAGUUGAGAAUCCCAAGACUUUAGCCGAGAUUCAAAAGGAGCAAGAGUUUAACAAAUGGUGGCACGAAGAGUCAAUGAGGGUGCAGAGAGAAAUGGGGAUUUUGAACGAACCAAAGCCAAAGUCUGGUAAUGGCCACAACCGGGGCUCAUCACCUAAAAUCCAGAAUCGAAAAGGUUCCACCUCAACGUCAGCACCAACGUCAAAUCGGUCGAAUAAUGGUUCAACUUCGAAGCAAAACAGUCGAAAAAAGACGUCGGUGAGUUGA
Molecule: messenger RNA, 4209 nt
Organism: Lodderomyces beijingensis
Lineage: Eukaryota; Fungi; Ascomycota; Pichiomycetes; Serinales; Debaryomycetaceae
Source: the annotation of a GenBank genome assembly